Molecule: messenger RNA, 2172 nt
Organism: Brassica rapa (field mustard)
Lineage: Eukaryota; Viridiplantae; Streptophyta; Magnoliopsida; Brassicales; Brassicaceae
Product: UDP-N-acetylglucosamine transporter UGNT1
Source: RefSeq, a predicted model, not a curated record
UUAGGUAUUUUCUAAAUUUUUUUAAACAUAAAUAUAUACAUAUCCAAACUAUUAUUUAUGUUUUUAAAAAAAUAGAAAGUAUUAAACUUUAGUUUCUAUAUCAUUAUUUAUAUAGCUGAUAUAUUAUUAUAUAAUAAAAUUAAUUUAUUUAUUAACCCCGCGUUUCAUCCGUGGUCGAUCUAGUGACUGAGAAACCCAGUAAGUCGUCCGGUUCAGUAUCCGGGUCGGGUUUAAAAACAUUGUUUACCGGAUAACAACGGAUUAUGAAAGAACAAAUAGACACCAAAACUAUAAUGUUUUAGUUUUAAGUAUUAUCCAUAAAACCUAAGAACUAUCAGAAUCGAUUAAGAGUCUCAUUCGAAAUCGUAUAAAUAUAGCUCUAAUAAAAAACAUUUUUUAGACUUGUAUAAUAUACCUAAGACUUGAAAUUAUUUCUCAAAAAAUAAAACAUAGAAUAAUAGCAAGAAGACAUUGUCUUUCUUUUUUGUUUAUAUUAAAAUUCAAUGUUUAAAAAAUCUUAUAGAAGAACAUAAUAAAAAAUGACUGCACAAUUUUUUUUUUAUUUAUUGAUAAAAUAAUAAAGCUUUUAGGAUUUAGAAAAUUGAUUAGAUGUUACUAUAAAAAUCGAAAAAUAGAGAUCUAAUAAGGCUUAGCCCAUAAACUUAAAUGGGUUUAAUAUAAGGAAGUUAUCUCUCUAAUUAGGCCUUAACCCACAAAUAGAGAGAAACGAGUGGAAUUUAAUAAUUUUCAUAACAAUAAUAAUUACAAAAAGACAUUCGCACACACACACAUAGAGCUGGUCUACUCAAAUGUCCCGUGUCUUCUACGUUCAGUAUCAAUCAUCUCGGUGAGUCAGAGACGACGAACGCGGAGGAAGACGAAGAACGUGGAGAGAGUCUACCUCUCUCUCGACCAUGAUGAAUCCUGUCCUUCCGGUUUCCGAUCCUCCUCUCGCCGGAGAGAAUAAUCUCGACGGCAAAGGUGUAGUAGAAGACAACCGUCUUUUCAAAGGAUCCGCCAUGACCAAACGUGGCACUUACGCUGCUCUCUCUUACAUGGCCUGUGCAGUGAUGCUUGUGCUAUUCAAUAAAGCAGCUCUCUCUUCCUAUCACUUCCCCUGUGUUAACGUUAUCACUCUCUUUCAGAUGGUUUCUUCUACAUUGUUUCUAUACACGUUGAGGCGCAAAAAGAUCAUCUCUUUCACUGCGGCGGAUUCUGAUAAUAAUGUCUCAGCUUUUGUGCCGUUGAAGACAUUGUUUCACACCCUUCCUCUCUCAGCUGCCUAUCUUCUCUACAUGCUAGCCACUAUGGCGUCUGUGAGAGGGGUUAAUGUUCCCAUGUACACCACGCUUAGGCGUACCACGGUGGCUUUUACUAUGGUGAUUGAGUACUUGCUCACAGGUCAGAGAUACACCCGCUCUAUCAUUGGAAGUGUUGGCGUUAUUUUGUUUGGCGCAUUUUUCGCUGGAGCUAGGGACUUGUCAUUUGAUUUUUAUGGAUAUGGUGUCGUUUUCUUAGCCAACAUAACAACAGCAGUUUAUCUAGCAACCAUCUCCCGGACUGGGAAAUCAAGUGGCUUGAAUAGCUUUGGCCUUAUGUGGUGCAAUGGAAUUAUAUGCGGACCUAUAUUGAUGAUAUGGACAUACGUUUGUGGUGACUUGGAGAGGACUAUUAACUUUCCUCACCUCUUUUCUCCAGGUUUCAUGGUUGUGUUAUUAUGUUCGUGUGUGUUGGCUUUCUUCUUAAACUACAGCAUUUUUCUUAACACCACUCUCAACUCGGCUCUCACUCAGACAAUUUGUGGCAACAUGAAGGACGUCUUCACGGUUGGACUAGGCUGGUUGCUCUUUGGUGGACUCCCAUUCGACCUCAUGAAUGUGAUUGGACAGCUUUUUGGCUUCUUCGGGUCUGGUUUAUACGCAUACUAUAAGAUCAUUGGGAGGUAACUAGUCCAAAACAAAGAAGAGUGGCCCUAAUAAAGGCUCGAUGUGAAAAGAAACUAAAGGAAGCCUUUUAGUUCAACAGAGGUGAAGUAGUUCAGAGUAGUAUUAAUAAUGCGUUGCCUCAUUCCAUUUUUAUUUGAACUUGUGUAUUCAAGCAGGCAAAACAUUAACAAACUAGGAUAAGACCCGCGCCUUGCGCGGGAUUAAAUUAUUAUUUUUAUUAUAUUUU